Molecule: messenger RNA, 1760 nt
Organism: Hibiscus syriacus
Lineage: Eukaryota; Viridiplantae; Streptophyta; Magnoliopsida; Malvales; Malvaceae
Product: allene oxide synthase 1, chloroplastic-like
Exons: 1
Coding region: 44-1630 (528 amino acids)
Biological process (GO): sterol metabolic process
Molecular function (GO): monooxygenase activity; oxidoreductase activity, acting on paired donors, with incorporation or reduction of molecular oxygen; iron ion binding
Source: RefSeq, a predicted model, not a curated record
UAUUAUUUUCGGAACUGAAUAAGCUCAUCGUUGUUCAAUUUUAAUGGCAUCAUCUUCUUUGCCUUUUACUUCUCUUCCUCACCAAUUUGUUUCACCAAACAAAUCGUCAUCGAAAUCGGCGCCGAUUUCGACGUCGCGUCGUGUUGUUGUUCGGCGGAUUAGAGUGUCAGUGCCGGAGAAACCAUAUGUGUCAGCGGUGGCGGUUUCGGAUAAUGGAGAAGUCAAGCUCCCGGUGAAGAAAAUUCCGGGUAAUUAUGGGGUUCCUUUUGUCGGUCCACUCAGAGAUCGACUUGAUUAUUUCUACAAUCAAGGUCGAGAUGAGUUUUUCAAAUCGAAAAUCAAGAAAUAUAACUCAACUGUGUUUCGAAUCAACAUGCCACCGGGUCCUUUGAUCUCUCAAAACUCAGAGGUUGUGGCUUUACUCGACGGUAAGAGUUUCCCCGUUCUUUUCGAUAUCACCAAGGUUGAAAAGAAGGACCUUUUCACCGGCACUUAUAUGCCUUCAACUGACCUCACCGGCGGCUAUCGAAUCCUCUCGUAUCUCGACCCUUCCGAGCCCAAGCACGCCAAGCUCAAACAACUCGUGUUUCAUCUCUUGAAAUCUAGGAGAGAUCAAGUAAUCCCCGAGUUCCAAGCCUCUUACGGUGAGUUAUUUGAAACGUUAGAGAAACAACUGGGUGAGGAAGGCAAAAGCAGUUUUCAGAUAGCUAACGACCAAGCCGGGUUCAACUUCUUGUGUCGGGCUUUCUAUGGUACGGACCCAAGGGAUACUAAACUAGGAACCGACGGUCCAAGUUUGAUUAGUAAAUGGGUACUGUUUCAGCUGGGUCCGGUUCUUUCUCUGGGUCUCCCAAAAUAUGUUGAAGAACUCUUAAUCCAUACUUUCCCUCUCCCCCCGGCUUUGGUUAAAAAGGAUUACCAGAGACUCUACGAUUUCUUCAACGAAUCGUCUGGUUUCGUUCAGGAUGAUGCUGAGAAAAUGGGCAUUUCAAGAGAAGAAGCUUGCCAUAAUUUGCUGUUCGCCACGUGUUUUAAUUCAUUCGGUGGCAUGAAGAUCUUCUUCCCCAACAUGCUUAAAUGGAUCAGCAGAGCUGGAGUGAAGAUACACACUGAAUUAGCAACGGAGAUCAGAUCGGCAAUCAUAUCCAACGGCGGGAAACUCACAAUGGCCGCCGUGGAACAGAUGCCAUUGAUGAAAUCCGUCGUGUACGAAGCGUUACGGAUCGAACCACCCGUCCCGUUACAAUACGGGAAAGCAAAGAAGGAUUUCUUGAUCACCAGCCAUGACGCCGUCUUCCAAGUGAAACAAGGGGAGAUGUUAUUCGGGUUCCAACCGUUUGCAACGAAAGACCCGAAGAUAUUUGAGAGAUCGCAGGAGUUCGUCGCCGACAGGUUCGUCGGAGACGACGGAGAGAAGCUGUUGAAGCACGUGCUUUGGUCGAAUGGACAGGAGACACAGCAAUCGACGUUGGGGAACAAACAGUGCGCUGGCAAGGAUUUCGUGGUUCUGAUGUCGAGGCUUUUGGUGGUGGAAUUGUUUAGACGUUACGAUUCAUUCGAUAUCGAAGUGGGGAAGUCGGCAUUGGGGGCUGCCGUUACGGUUACGUCCUUGAAGAGAGCAAGUUUCUAAGACCAACAAGAAAAUAUAUGUUUUUUUCAAUUAGUAAGUUUGGCAAGUCAUUCAUGUGAUGUGAUGUGAUAUGAUUGGAUAUGACAUUUUUAUGAUUAAAUUUUGGGUUAAUUAAAUGAUUUAUUAUUUA